Chlorocebus sabaeus (green monkey) is the source of this 1478-nucleotide messenger RNA. RefSeq names its product psoriasis susceptibility 1 candidate 2 (gene PSORS1C2). The record is from RefSeq and is a predicted model, not a curated record. NCBI's taxonomy places the organism in Eukaryota, Metazoa, Chordata, Mammalia, Primates, Cercopithecidae.
GGAGGCUUAGAUCAAGGAGCUGAGACCAAAAGGAGAAUGGGAGGGAGGAGACGAUACAAUAGAGUUGGAGCCGAGGCCCUUAGAGGCGGAUAGGUGGAUUCCUGAGGGAGGAGGAAGGGGCUGAGGUUGCUGGAGCCUGGCAGCUUCUUCCGGAGCCAUUGGCAGGACUUAUGCAAACAGUUCUGGGUGGGAAGAGGGAACCAGGAUAUCCUCCUGUGUCCUUCCUCUUCUGCAGUCAUCCUGGAUGACUCCCAGAUGGAAUUUCUUGGAUGUCAUUGCUUGGAGGUCCCCUGCAUGCCUGAAGAAGGACAUGCUGGAGAGCAGGAUGCCUGGAUCCCAUGGGGGAAGGGAAGUACCCAGGAAAGAACGAAGUCCCAGGGGGAGCUUUUAGUGUGUGGGUGAAUGGGGAGGCUGGGGUAGUAGCUGACACUGUCCCAGCUGCAUCCCCGGUUUGAAAGGCACCUCCUCCCCCAGCGCAGGCAUCCUGCCUCCCAACCCUGUAAUUACGGCGCUUCCCAACGCGUGGUUUGCUCCCAUUCUUUGGCUUCCAAUAGUUGCAAGGGAUGAAGGUGGACAUCUCUGUGAUUACGGAGAUGCCAAACACCCAGACUCAGCCCACCCCAGCUUUGGGGGCCAGUACACAGCCAUGAUGCUCAACUGGAAGCUCCUUGGGAUCCUGGUCCUUUGCCUGCACGCCAGAGGCAUCUCAGGCAGCGAGGACCACCCCUCUCACCCACCCGCAGAGGACCGAGAGGAGGCAGGCUCCCCAACAUUGCCUCAGGGCCCCCCAGUCCCCGGUGACCCUUGGCCAGGGGCACCCCCUCUCUUUGAAGACCCUCCGCCUCCCAGCCCCAGUCGUCCCUGGAGAGACCUGCCUGAAACUGGAGUCUGGCCCCCUGAACCGCCUAGAACGGAUCCUCCUCAACCUCCCCGGCCUGAUGACCCUUGGCCAGCGGGACCCCAGCCCCCAGAAAACCCUUGGCCUCCUGCCCCUGAGGUGGACCACCGACCUCAGGAGGAGCCAGACCUGGACCCACCCCGGGAAGAGUACAGAUAAUGGGGUUCCGCCAGCCGUUCUGCUCCCAGGCAUCUCCAGACACCCACGCCCUCUCCACUCUGAUUCCCCGUGAAUUCUUCCAAUUUAGCCCGUCUCCUUAAACCUCUUCCUCAUUCCCCCGGUUUUAUUCUGAACCCAGAAGGUGGUGUUCUGAAUAUUUCCUGUCCCCUCCUGAGAUCCGUACUUAGCCCUCACAUUGCCGGUUUUUUCCUCUGACAGCCUAAGUCUACUCUCCUACCUCACCUCCGGGCCUCGGCCCCACCUACCUCCCUCCGCGUCUUCCCGCCCGCGCGAUCGCUGGGGCAGGGCUGCGGUACUGUGUUCCCUUCUGCCACCUGGUGGCCGGCGGCAGGAAUUAUCAGUAGACAGCUGUUGCUUCCAUGAAACGGAAAAAUAAAAAUCACGUUUUCUUAAUUCUGAA